Suillus subalutaceus is the source of this 381-nucleotide messenger RNA. RefSeq lists its product as uncharacterized. The record is from RefSeq and is a predicted model, not a curated record. Lineage: Eukaryota; Fungi; Basidiomycota; Agaricomycetes; Boletales; Suillaceae. The transcript has 2 exons. Bases 1 to 381 code for a protein of 126 amino acids.
AUGAGCCGUGAUUGGCAACAACGUUCAACCCUGGCAUGGUCCAACAUCUCGAGGGAUCAGCCCAUUGCUACUGCACGCAAACUUAUCUAUGAGAAAAAUUAUGGUGUUGACAGUAUGGCCGUUGAGGCGCUUCUCAAACCUGAUUCCUGGAUGCCGAAUUUAAAUGCGCUGUCCGACAAACUUAGUGCAUUCGGAUUCAACGUAUUUGCAGCGCUUGUCGUCGAUCUCCUUCACGAGUUUGAGCUGGGGAUAUGGCGCAUGCUCCUGAUUCAUUUACUGAGAAUUCUGACUGCAUUGAACAAGGACUUAGUACAUGAGCUUGACAAGAGGUGCCGAAUUUGUUUUUUCAUGACAGUCCGGGGUACUCAUUUCCAUCUCUGA